This is a messenger RNA of Acanthosepion pharaonis, 2274 nucleotides long. NCBI's taxonomy places the organism in Eukaryota, Metazoa, Mollusca, Cephalopoda, Sepiida, Sepiidae. The record is from the annotation of a GenBank genome assembly.
UUGUCUUUCUUUCCUCCUCUCAUUCAUCUAAUAUACCGUCUUUCUUUCCCUCUCUCUUUUAUCUUAUAUAUUGUCUUUCUUUCCUCCUCUCAUUCAUCUAAUAUACCGUCUUUCUUUCCCUCUCUCUUUUAUCUUAUAUAUUGUCUUUCUUUCCUCCUCUCAUUCAUCUUAUAUACCGUCUUUUUUCUCUCUCCCUUAUAUCUUAUGUAUUGUCUUUCAUUCCGUCUCUUUAAUAUCUUGUCUAUCGUCUUUCUUACCUUCUCUCUUUCAUCUUAUAUACCGUCUUUCUUACCUUCUCUCUUUCAUCUUGUAUAUCGUCUUUAUUACCUUCUCUCUUUCAUCUUGUAUAUCGUCUUUAUUACCUUCUCUCUUUCAUCUUAUAUAUCGUCUUUCUUACCUUCUCUCUUUCAUCUUGUAUAUCGUCUUUCUUACCUUCUCUCUUUCAUCUUGUAUAUCGUCUUUCUUACCUUCUCUCUUUCAUCUUGUAUAUCGUCUUUCUUACCUUCUCUCUUUCAUCUUAUAUAUCGUCUUUCUUACCUUCUCUCUUUCAUCUUAUAUUCUUCGUCUUUUCAUUACCUUCUCUCUUUCAUCUUGUAUAUCGUCUUUCUUACCUUCUCUCUUUCAUCUUGUAUAUCGUCUUUCUUACCUUCUCUCUUUUCAUCUUAUAUAUCGUCUUUUCUUACCUUUCUCUUUCAUCUUAUAUAUCGUCUUUUCUUACCUUCUCUCUUUCAUCUUGUAUAUCGUCUUUCUUACCUUCUCUCUUUCAUCUUGUAUAUCGUCUUUCUUACCUUCUCUCUUUCAUCUUGUAUAUCGUCUUUUCUUACCUUCUCUCUUUCAUCUUAUAUAUCGUCUUUCUUACCCUUCUCUUUCAUCUUAUAUAUCGUCUUUUCUUACCUUUUCUCUCUUUCAUCUUAUAUAUCGUCUUUCUUACCUUCUCUCUUUCAUCUUAUAUAUCGUCUUUUCUUACCUUCUCUCUUUCAUCUUGUAUAUCGUCUUUCUUACCUUCUCUCUUUCAUCUUGUAUAUCGUCUUUCUUACUUCUUCUCUCUUUCAUCUUGUAUAUCGUCUUUCUUACCUUCUCUCUUUCAUCUUAUAUAUCGUCUUUUCUUACCUUCUCUCUUUCAUCUUGUAUAUCGUCUUUCUUACCUUCUCUCUUUCAUCUUAUAUAUCGUCUUUCUUACCUUCUCUCUUUCAUCUUGUAUAUCGUCUUUCUUACCUUCUCUCUUUCAUCUUGUAUAUCGUCUUUCUUACCUUCUCUCUUUCAUCUUAUAUAUCGUCUUUCUUACCUUCUCUCUUUCAUCUUAUAUAUCGUCUUUCUUACCUUCUCCCUUUCAACUUGUAUAUCGUCUUUCUUACCUUCUCUCUUUCAUCUUGUAUAUCGUCUUUCUUACCUUCUCUCUUUCAUCUUGUAUAUCGUCUUUCUUACCUUCUCUCUUUCAUCUUGUAUAUCGUCUUUCUUACCUUCUCUCUUUCAUCUUGUAUAUCGUCUUUCUUACUUUCUCUCUUUCAUCUUGUAUAUCGUCUAUCUUACCUUCUCUCUUUCAUCUUAUAUAUCGUCUUUCUUACCUUCUCUCUUUCAUCUUGUAUAUCGUCUUUCUUACCUUCUCUCUUUCAUCUUAUAUAUCGUCUUUCUUACCUUCUCUCUUUCAUCUUAUAUAUCGUCUUUCUUACCUUCUCUCUUUCAUCUUAUAUAUCGUCUUUCUUACCUUCUCUCUUUCAUCUUGUAUACCGUCUUUCUUACCUUCUCUCUUUCUUCUUGUAUAUCGUCUUUCUUACCUUCUCUCUUUCAUCUUGUAUACCGUCUUUCUUACCUUCUCUCUUUCUUCUUGUAUAUCGUCUUUCUUACCUUCUCUCUUUCAUCUUGUAUACCGUCUUUCUUACCUUCUCUCUUUCAUCUUGUAUAUCGUCUUUCUUACCUUCUCUCUUUCAUCUUAUAUAUCGUCUUUCUUACCUUCUCUCUUUCAUCUUGUAUACCGUCUUUCUUACCUUCUCUCUUUCAUCUUAUAUAUCGUCUUUCUUACCUUCUCUCUUUCAUCUUAUAUAUCGUCUUUCUUACAUUCUCUCUUUCAUCUUGUAUAUCGUCUUUCUUACCUUCUCUCUUUCAUCUUAUAUAUCGUCUUUCUUACUCUCUCUCUUUCAUCUUAUAUAUCGUCUUUCUUACCUUCUCUCUUUCAUCUUAUAUAUCUUCUUUCUUUUUUCUCUCUCUUUCAUUUCAUAUAUCAUCUUUCUUUCCUGUAUUCUUUCUUUCUCAAGUAUUUUCCUAUUGCCAUUUUAG